UUACAAACAUGGCGGCAGGGGUGACCCUGAGGCGAAGCGCCCCUCUCCAACAUGGCCGACUGACGGUUAUUGUAUUCUGUCAGGCGGCGAGAGGUGAAAGGCGGCGGGCGGCUUAGUGGCUUCGGGAAAAUGGCAGAAAGCGAGCGGCAGCCGGAGUCAUCCGUGGAGGUGCUGCCGCCUCCCCAGCGGAACUUCAUGAUCCCGCAGAAGGAGAUCAACAUGGUUCCCGACAUGGCCAAGUGGAAACGCUCUCAGGCUUAUGCAGACUACAUAGGCUUCAUUCUCACUCUCAACGAAGGUGUCAAAGGCAAGAAGCUGACCUGCGAGUACAAAGUGUCCGAGGCCAUAGAAAAGCUGGUUGCUCUCCUGAAUACGCUCGACAGGUGGAUCGAUGAGACCCCGCCGGUGGACCAACCCUCUCGCUUCGGGAACAAGGCCUUUCGGACUUGGUAUGCCAAGUUAGACCAGGUAGGUCUGAGCAGGAGAAUGGCCAAGUUCUCUCGUCAAAGUUGGGUCCCUGUGCCUUUUGUGAAAACAACAGGCAUCAAGUCGGAUAAAUUCUGCAUCAUUCUAAACUGGGGCUGGGGAGGAUUGGGUGACGAUGAACAUCACCGCACAUGCCUGGAGAAGUUUCCGGUGAUCCAGCACUUCAAGUUUGGCAGCCUGCUGCCCAUCCAGCCCGUCACAUCUUAAGGAGGUCAUCUUUGGGACAAGGCUCUGGAGAAAGCGGGGCACAGUCCGUGCUCUUCUCCCCCCUCCCCCCCUCCCCCCUUGCCUCCACGCAACCCACUCUUCCUGGUGGGUUCUAUCGUGCCAGCACGUGGGGCGGGGCAAGGGGGAAGAAGCGCUUGAGGAUCUUGCGUGCAAGAAGCUGGAGGGGGAGGACCUGCCAAAACGCAAGAGCUCAAAGCGACCGUGGACCACGACAAUCCGGCACCCGUGUUCCUCGCCGCACCUCCGUACCGAGCCUCCCGUCACCCCCAGCAUGUUCAGCCUCUCGCCGCUUGCAUUUUAUUUUUGGAGGCCUGCUGUUGACAGCUCCAGGGAGAACACGGGUGCUUUAAACGGAGGGGUGAGGCUCAUAACGCUGAGGCUGUUCAGGGUGCGUGUGGCUUUCCUCUUUAUUUUUCUUUAAUUCACUGGAAGACUGGACUGGGGAGGGGCACACAUGCGGUCUGGGUGUAUUGCACAGUGUGAAGGCCAAUCGGGUGUUUUGUUUUGCCGCAGAGGGUGUUAGUUGCCUCCUCUGUGCUCGAGGCUCCUUUCUUAUGAAUUAUCGGCAGGAGGCGUGUGCCUGUGUAUGGUAGUCUUCCUAUUGCUGGGGUGGCUCAAAUGCAAGAGUCCGGACGGUUGGGGCCACACGAGCAAAGCUUUCUGUCCAUCAUCUCUGUGUGCACCUUCGACACGCCUUGCAGCUUCCCUCCGGAAGUUCCAAAUGUGGGCAGAGACGGAUGGGUUGUGCAAAUGACACCAGUUGUGCAAAUAUGGUACCGGAGCAGUUCCUUCCUAGUCCGCCUCUCUUUUUUGUAGCUCAUGGCAAUGAUCCUCUCUCGUCAUAGCCAGGAUUAGAGCAGGAUGGGGGGACCCCUCCCCACCCUUUUCCUGGUCUUUGGAAACCUCCCCAUUUAUUUCUCAGCAGAUAUCAACUUUGAAGGAAGAUGAGCCCUUCAGAAUGGCUUCUGAGAUUUUGGCAGUACUCCCACUUUUUUUUUAAAGCCCUCUCCCCCCCGCCCCCCCACAAAUAGCCAAACCAUUCAUAGAGGAGCGGCUCAUCUCUUAAAACUAGACAAGCCAACCAGCCUUCCUGUUUUUCUAGCAGGACUCUUAGUGCUCAAUAUACUGGGCGUCUCUGCGGUGGUUUGACCAACGAUCGGCUUGUUUAGCUGUCGUGUCUUUCCGCUCGCGACGGAUCGGAUCCACUGCUCAAGGCUCCUCGCAAUUUUGCCUAAGCUGCGACCCCCAUACGGGAAACCAUGAGGCACCUUCACGGAUAUAAAAAGGGUUUCUGAUCUGUCAGCUCAACAUGCCCCUCCUGGGCAUCUCAAGACAUCACCUGCUGCUCCGUGUUCCUUUCAGACCCGCAAAGCUUAAGCUACCCGAACACACUUCCUCUCCAGCCGCACCUGACAUCGAGGAACCUUUGGGGUCUGCAGCUUGCCUGGGCCUCCAAAAGCACAAAAUGCACGUGGAGCACCUUGUAGGCAUGGCUGGUGGCUAAGGACGUAGCCGUCUUAACAAAAAUCUGAACAAAAAUCCUGAAGUCCUAUGUUUGAACCAGGUUUGAACAAAUCUGGAUUGUUCCCCCCACCCACCCCCCCACCCCCUAAAUAUAAGGUAACAUCAGAGACUUCUGAUUUCUGGCAGUGACAGGCAGAAAGAGGCGGCCAGAACAUUGCUAAGGCUGCUGCAAAACCAAGUGUCAAAGAUUUGCUUGAGUUUGCCUCGGCCUCUCCUAAGUCUAAGCUUGAUAGGAAUUCAUCCCGCCACAUGGAGCCUCUUUUUGCGUCUGCCCCAUUUUGUGUUCAUCCAUAUUUGAGAGGCGUGAGCACGUUGCAUCCCAAGGAAGCUGGGGUGGGGGGUGGGGUUGACUGGUUAUCCCUCCCCCUUGUUGGCACAAGCGGGGGGCUGGAGUGGCUUACACUGUUUGGGACUGCAGUCCGCAGAUGCCAGCUUCGAAGGUUAUGUUCACAUAAGCGUCUCAGUACAAACAGGAAGAUAGCUCAGCCGGUCAACAUGUUCUCUUUGCUUGCUGCGCUAGAUUUCCAUUUGCAAAGAAGUGGUUUUUUUUUUCCUCAGCGGGGAGCCUUCCAAAACGGUGGUCCUCCAUCGCUUUCUGAAGGGAAGCAGUGUCUUCUGCCACCUCAGGUCUCUGCCUUGGCAGCUCAGGGUGUGUGGGGGAGAGCAUGACUCUUGCCUGCUCAGAAUCUGGUUCCUUAGCUCUUGUGCAUAACCCUUCAGCCGUGUUCUUCUUCCACCUCUGUGUGUUACAUGUAGCAGCCAGCCUGUGUCCAAAAUCUUGUGUUUAAGCAUAACUAAAAAAUAAAAUGGAAAGAUUUAA
This is a messenger RNA of Sphaerodactylus townsendi, 3058 nucleotides long. It is a transcript of the gene PTPA, whose product is annotated as protein phosphatase 2 phosphatase activator. The coding region runs from base 130 to 693 and encodes 187 amino acids. Gene Ontology annotation, cellular component: protein phosphatase type 2A complex; nucleus; cytoplasm. Lineage: Eukaryota; Metazoa; Chordata; Lepidosauria; Squamata; Sphaerodactylidae. Gene Ontology annotation, biological process: mitotic spindle organization. The transcript has 6 exons. Gene Ontology annotation, molecular function: peptidyl-prolyl cis-trans isomerase activity; protein tyrosine phosphatase activator activity. The record is from RefSeq and is a predicted model, not a curated record.